UGAAAGCUGCUCAAAGCUGGCUCCCACAUCCUCACCCCGUUCCGACCACGAUUCAUGCGACAUCUUCACACCCAUUCCUAUCCUACGUACGGUCUCCUGCUGCUACUACGGAAGUGAAGUCUGAACGAACCUACGAAGAAGUCAAACGAAAGUAAGGACUGUGCGAUGAGCGGACCGUACGGGUCUCACCAGCACGCGCAACCGCCGCACGGUGGUGGGCCCUACGAUGCCUACGGCUACGACGACUCUCGGCGACACGACGACAGAGCCCCUCCGGCUCACUAUGGGAAUGACUACGGCCAGUCCUACUACGAACCGGAAGAGUCGUAUUACAACCCUCAACCUCAACCAACAUUCAGCCAUCCGGCAUCAGCAGGCGGACCGGAUCCCUAUCACGCCCAAAACAACUACAGCUACGAUGCACCACAGUCUGCUCACACGCACAAUGUCUAUGCGGCGCAACCACAGAGGGAGUGCGCGCAGUACCCCCAGCAGCAAGAAAUGUCUGCCUACCCUCCUUCCGAGUACAGUGGCUAUCCCCAGAACAAUGACCUGUACCACCCGCAAACACCAUCAACUCCGAUGUCCUAUGCAGUCCCACACACACCCACAAAGGAUGCGUAUCGGUAUCCCUCGCCCAGAUCAGAGUUCAGCCACGGUUCCACAAAGUAUUCCCAGGCAUCAACGAAGUACUCCCAAGCAUCGAGGACUCCGUUAGAUCCAUCAGGCGCCGCUAAACCAGCAGCUCAUACACUGGCUACGAAAUCGAGCGCUGGGGCUUUCAAAGCGGGCUUCAAUGACGACGACAACAAGAACAACAAUAAGCGCAUUGGGACACCGCGAUAUUGCUGCGGGUGCUUCGGCACACGACGCUGCUGUCUCACCUUUGUUACUAUUCUGUUCCUGCUGCUAGCGGGCGGCGGGGUUGCUGCGUGGUAUUAUUGGCCCAAGGUUCCUAACAUCGCGACCUCAUCGCCCUAUAUACCCGUCACAGCGGCUGGGUUCAAACUUCCCCCAACAACGGCCGGCGCAGCUUCAGCUUUCAAGUGGUCACCUGGACCUCGCAUUACCGGCAGUCUGACCGAUGCAUCCACCGCCGCUCCGUUUGAGCUCGAUCUCGGUCUGGGGGUCAAUGUAACCGUGGACUCGCCCAACAACGUCGGCUUUACCAUUAACACUUUGAAAGUUGACGGCACUUUGUUGAACUUGAUGGAUCCCCAGAAGAAGCCAUUGACACCGAUGCCUGGUGGUACCCUCAUCGCAUCUUCGCAGAUUGUCGAUAUCCACAUCGACAAACGAGCAAACACGACAAUCAUGCUUCCCAUCCUCAUUUCCUAUCAACGCAGCUUGCCAUUUGAUCCACAAAUUUUAGCCUUAAAGCUCAUUCCCUGCCUACUUGCGCAAAAAAUCAAUCCGGGCGCUGGGUGCGCCGAUCCAGGGGACCCAGUCUUGGCUGCUUUCAUCAUGGCUUGCGGCAUUCCGGGGAUUCUAGAAAAGCAGCCGGGCUCGAAGCUGACCAUGACCUUGAAGAUAGAGCUGGACCUGAAGAUCAUCGCAUGGACGGGGUUCAAACCAUCAUCUAUCCGCGAACAAUCCUUCGAUUGUCCUUCGACGUUGACCGAUCUCUUCAAAUCCGUCUUCGGCGGGAUGAUGUUACCAGGGCCGGCGGCGAUUCCGGCAGUGAUUCCAGCGCUCGGGACGUAAGAGAAUGCAAGGGUAGCCUGCAUGUUUCAUCUGCAGUUUGGCCAACUCGGGCGUAUUCUAGAUCUGGAUCUUGUUAGACUUGUGAUCUUGUUGAGCGGGCGGACAUCUGCAGGAUCAGAUAGAGCAAGUGUAUAUCUUUAUCACCCGAUUCUCUACCUCAUCGGUUUACCUGUAAUUCAAGCUUGUAUGCAUGUACAUACGUGAAUAGUAAAAAGAUCUAUGGCGGA
This is a messenger RNA of Fimicolochytrium jonesii, 1931 nucleotides long. RefSeq lists its product as uncharacterized. The record is from RefSeq and is a predicted model, not a curated record. The transcript has 3 exons. Lineage: Eukaryota; Fungi; Chytridiomycota; Chytridiomycetes; Spizellomycetales; Powellomycetaceae. Bases 166 to 1704 code for a protein of 512 amino acids.